GGGACACACCUUUAUCUUGUCCGGCUUUAGUUCUGUAAUUGUCACUCAUAGAUGUUUCAGGAGAAAUAAUGUAGAAGUGCCCAAAACCCCUUUAUUGGGACUGGUUGAUUUUGAGCCUGUUCUCUGAAUAGGCAGAGAAAGUUUCUAGAUUAUUUGGGUUGUUGCAGAAAAAAGAAUAUAAAUUUUGGAAGAAUGUGAUGUUGGAAUUCCUGUGUUUAAGAAUUAAAAUUUAUCUACUGAUUUGCUCUUUGGGAAAUGUGUGGCAGCUUAGCAAUUGAAUUUGUAUUAACACUAAGUCAUAUUAUUCCUUAGCACUUUGGUCAAAAAGAAGAAAUAACCACUAACAGCUGAAACAUACAGAUUGUCUCUUCCACUCUGGCUAGGCAGGAACAAUGGAGACAUCUGAUGGAGAAAGUUUGGGUGUAGCCACCUCCACCACUUCUGAUGAGUUUGAUGCAGUUGUUGGCUAUCUGGAGGAUAUCAUAAUGGAUGAUGAUUUCCAGUUAAUACAGAGGAAUUUUUUGGAGAAGCACUACCAGGAGUUUGAUGACUCAGAAGAAAACAAGCUUGUCUAUACAGACAUCUUUAAUGAAUAUAUCUCUUUAGUAGAGAAAUACAUUGAAGAGAAGUUGCUUGAUCGGAUUCGUGGGUUUGAUAUGGUUGCUUUCACAGUGUCAUUGCAACAACACAAAGAUGAAAUGCCAGGUGAUAUAUUUGAUCUGCUUCUCACAUUUACAGACUUUCUGGCUUUCAAAGAAAUGUUCUUGGAAUACAGAGCUGAAAAAGAAGGUCGAAGUCUGGAUUUAAGCAGUGCAUUAGUGGUGACUUCAUUAAACCAUUAAACAAGUCAUUCUGAA
Cyanistes caeruleus (blue tit) is the source of this 857-nucleotide messenger RNA. NCBI's taxonomy places the organism in Eukaryota, Metazoa, Chordata, Aves, Passeriformes, Paridae. The record is from RefSeq and is a predicted model, not a curated record.